UAUUGCCCUAAAAUUGUCAGUUGUCACUGUAUGUCAAUUUUGUCAAUGUCAAAUUUAGAGCGAUUUUGAUUUUUGAUCCUCUUAAAUGUCAACAUUUGAUUAUUAAUUUAAUAUAGUUAGGAUGGCUGUAGUUAUUUUAACUGGAUCAAAAUUAAUCACAAAACAGCCUGGAUUAGUUGCGGUCGCAUAUAUCCGCUCAAAUAACUAUAGCACCGAAGAUAGGGCAUACAAUUUAGCCAGCUUAAAACGAGGUACUGGAGGAAGAUCCAGUUUCAAUGGCAUUGUAGCUACAGUCUUUGGAGCCACAGGCUUCCUUGGUAGAUAUGUCUGCAAUAGACUAGGAAAAAUAGGUUCACAAAUCAUUAUCCCAUACAGAGGAGACAACUACGAGCCUUUCAGAUUGAAACUGGUAGGAGACUUGGGUCAGGUUUACUUUCAUCCAUACCACUUAAGAGAUGAAGAGUCUAUUGCUAAGUGUAUCAAGUACUCAAAUGUUGUUGUUAACCUAGUAGGAAGAGACUGGGAAACUAGAAAUUUUAAGUUUGAUGAUGUGCAUGUAGAUGGUGCAAGACGGCUAGCACGUUUGGCAAAACAGGCUGGAGUUGAGAGAUUUAUUCACUUGUCGUCUAUAAAUGCUGAUGAAAACCCUCAAAGGGCAGGGAUACUAAAAGGUGGAUCCAAUUUUCUUAGAAGCAAAGCUAGAGGUGAAGAAGCAGUUUUGGAAGAAUUUCCAGAGGCUACAAUCUUCAGACCAUCUGAUGUAUAUGGACAGGAGGAUAGAUUUGUUAGAUAUUAUGCCCAUCCAUGGAGGAGAUCUGCCAACUAUUUCCCACUGUGGCAUAAAGGUGAAAGAACUGUAAAGCAACCUGUGUAUGUUAGUGAUGUUACCUCAGGUAUUAUAAAUGCUAUAAAGGAUCCUGAUACUGCAGGGAAAAUAUAUCAAGCUGUCGGCCCUAAACGAUACCUUUUAUCAGAUUUGGUCGACUAUUUCCACAGAAUAAUGCGCAAAGAUGACGAAUGGGGUUAUAAACGUUACGACAUGCGUUGGGACCCACUUUUCCAACUUCGUGUUUCUCUAACAGAGAAAUUCUCCAUAAAUUGGCCAAUUGGGCAUUUGCACUGGGAAAAAAUAGAAAGGGAGCACUUAACGGACGAUGUUAAAAGUGAUAUUCCAACUUUGGAAGAUCUAGGAGUCAAUUUAACAGCUGUAGAAAACCAAAUGCCAUGGGAGUUCAAACCUUGGACAUGGGGUAUUUAUAGAGGACAAGAUCCCGACGAACCUGUCGCUCCAGCUGCUCCGCCAAAGGCUCUUGUUUAAAUGUGUAAAAAUCUUUGUAUGAGUUAAUAAAAAAUAAUUGUACUGCGUUGUUAAUCCGUUUUCGCAAUUUAAACAUUAGAUCAUUAUUUCAAUAUUGAAAUCUUAAAUCAAUUCUAUCAAUGUAUAUAUUAUUUUAUAGAACUAAUUAUGGAUACAAAAUAAAAAUAUACUAUUUGAA
Messenger RNA from Diabrotica virgifera virgifera (western corn rootworm), 1496 nucleotides. It is a transcript of the gene ND-39, whose product is annotated as NADH dehydrogenase [ubiquinone] 1 alpha subcomplex subunit 9, mitochondrial. Gene Ontology annotation, molecular function: protein-containing complex binding. The record is from RefSeq and is a predicted model, not a curated record. Bases 122 to 1318 code for a protein of 398 amino acids. The transcript has 6 exons. Gene Ontology annotation, cellular component: mitochondrion. NCBI's taxonomy places the organism in Eukaryota, Metazoa, Arthropoda, Insecta, Coleoptera, Chrysomelidae.